AAUCUGUUUGUAGUUGCUCCUUCACUUGUCCUCGUUCACUUUUGCUUUGCGCCUGUCUGCAUUGCCUGCAAGCGCAAAGUUAUGAGUGAAAGCGGGCGUUGAUAUGUGAAAUCGCCGCUACCGCUAUCAUUGUGGAGCUACACGUUCUGAGCAAAGUUUGUUCACUGUCAACAUCGGCAGCCCACCCAUGUCUCAGAUGAUUAUCUUUUUAAAAAGGAUGUGAAAGGCACAGCCGGCGGGUGCCACCUGGAGCAUGGCUCCUGGCGGCUGAGCCAUGCUGCUAGAAAGCCUAAGUGUCGUGUCUCCCUGGUGCCAUGCCAGCCAGAUCAGCAUUCGACGAUGCAUGCUCGGGGCACUGCUCCUUGGCUUCAGCUCUCUUCUCUUAUCUGUCUACUUCAUCAACCACAACUCGCUCCGUGUUUUUCUGCGGUCGCACCCGCCACCACGCCCCACCUUCCAGUGUCGCUCGCAGCUCGAUGGCAGUGGGCCUCACGAACAGAGUGCUGCCAAUGUACAUGCAUCCAGUGCACAGCUUCGCCUUGAUCCUCGCGUUCUGGUGUUUGUUGAAACUCAAUUCUCAAAGCUGGGUAAGCAGAUCUGUGAAAUUCUUGAGGGAAGUCGCUUUCGCUUCAAGGUGGAGACAACGGGCAAGACGCUGCCGGUGCUUACAAAUCUGGACAAGGGCAAGUUUGCUGUGAUCGUAUUUGAGAACUUUGAAAAGUACCUUGCCAUGCACAAGUGGAAUAGAGAGCUCAUUGACAAAUACUGCCGGGAGUACAGUGUUGGCAUCAUUGGCUUCAUUCGACCGCGUGAGGACACCUAUACAGGUGCUCAACUUUCCGGUCUUCCUCUGUACAUGCACACAAACAUGGCCCUGAAAGACUACCAGCUGAACCCUCUGUCAUCCAUAUUGAGAAUUGCUCGGGCUGGAGAAACAUUUUCUGGCAACUUACCUGGUGAAGAUUGGACAGUGUUUCAGCCGAACCAUUCUACUUUUGUUCCCUUGGCAAAAGCUAGGUCACAGCAUGACGAUAUUGCUGAUGGCAAUGGGCCACACACUACAGUUGUACAGGAUAUAGGAAAAUUCGAUGGCAUACAGAGGGUUAUUUUUGGAAAUGGCUUUGGCUUCUGGUUACACAAAUUGCUAUUCUUGGAUUCAAUUUCCUUCCUUUCUCAUGGCAAGUUGAGUUUGCCUUUGCAACGUUAUCUCCUCAUAGACAUUGAUGACAUCUUUGUGGCUGAGCGUGGCAGCCGCAUGAUGACUCACGAUGUGCAGGCACUACUUGAUGCACAGCUACAGUUCCGAAAACUGAUUCAUGGCUUCCGCUUCAAUCUGGGCUUUUCUGGCAAAUUUUACCAUCGUGGUUCACACGAAGAAAAUAAAGGAGAUGACAUGCUGCUCUCUCAUGCCCAUGAAUUUUGGUGGUUUUGUCACAUGUGGAGCCAUAGUCAGCCUCAUCUUUAUGAUAAUGUGACGCUACUGGAGACUGAAAUGAGGCUAAAUCGAGAAUUCGCUAAGAACCACCGUAUCCAGACAGACUCUGGAUAUUCAGUUGCACCUCACCAUUCUGGUGUGUAUCCUGUUCAUGAGCCCUUGUAUGAUGCCUGGAAAAAGGUUUGGAACAUACGUGUAACCAGCACUGAAGAGUACCCACACCUUAGGCCAGCUAGACUGCGUCGGGGAUUCGUCCACCGUAAUAUAAUGGUACUGCCAAGACAGACAUGUGGCCUUUAUACUCAUACCAUCUUCCUUGAGCGAUAUCCAGGUGGUAGAGAAAAAUUGGACAGAAGCAUUCAUGGUGGUGACCUUUUCUACUUGUUUGUUUACAAUCCGAUCAACAUCUUUAUGACCCACCUGUCCAACUAUGGAAAUGACCGUCUCUCUUUGUACACCUUUGAGUCUGUCUUGAAGUUCAUUAAAUGUUGGACUAACUUGAAGUUGAGCACUAUUCCACCUCUUCAGCUGGCAGAGAAGUAUUUCCAGAUGUACCCCGAUGAAGCUGACCCUAUCUGGAUGAAUCCUUGUGAAGACAAACGCCAUCUGUCAAUCUGGUCAUCGAGCAAGUCGUGUGAACAACUGCCGAAAUUUCUAGUCAUUGGUCCUCAGAAAACUGGCACAACUGCGCUCUAUAGUUUCCUGACCUUGCAUCCAACAAUAGCAAGCAAUCACCCCAGCCCAGACACAUUUGAAGAAGUACAGUUCUUCAAUGGGAAAAACUACUACAGGGGUCUUGACUGGUAUCAAAGCUUCUUCCCAGCACCUAGAAAUGGAAGCGCACCAUUUCUUUUUGAAAAGAGUGCAAACUACUUUGAUGGGGAGCUGGUACCACAGCGUGCCCAUGCUCUCCUGCCUCGUGCCAAGCUUGUUACCAUCCUCAUCAGCCCCACAAAGCGGGCUUAUUCCUGGUAUCAGCAUCAGCGGUCCCAUGGUGACGCAGUUGCCCUCAACUUUACCUUCUAUGAUGUUAUCACAGCUAAUGACCUCUCACCCAAGCCUCUGCGAGAGUUACGCAAUCGGUGUCUCAACCCCGGUCUUUACGCACAGCACCUAGAACGUUGGCUCAGCUUCUACCCACCACAACAGCUUAUGAUUAUUGAUGGAGAAGAACUAAAGUCUGAUCCAGUGCGAGCUAUGAACAAGCUCCAAACAUUCCUUGCCAUCACCCCUUUCUUCGAUUACAGUGGAUCACUGAGGUUUGACCCCCACAAAGGCUUCUUCUGCAAGGUGCUUUCCCAGAAUAACCGCACCAAGUGCUUAGGGCAGGGCAAAGGGCGCCUCUAUCCACCCAUGGAAAUAAGGGCUGAGAAGUUCCUCAAGGCUUACUACCUGUCGCACAACGUAGCCCUCUCCAAACUAUUCAACAACCUCAGGCAACCUCAGCCCCAUUGGCUCAAGGAAGACCUUUCACGGGGAUGAGUCUGCUUGUUUCUUUCAUUUUUUUUGUGCCCCUAUUAAAGGGCAUCAGACAUCAGGCUCUUCCGUUUGGCAUAGCGAUGUGUCGUGGAUCACUGUGCCACAGUACUUCUUGUGCCCGCAAGGCUGAUAGCCUUGUGGAAAUCAAUAGAAACAAGGUACAUAGUCUAUUGUGCUCUAUGUGAUCUUGACACUAGCAGGGAAUAAUCAUGACUCUGUGUAAGCGACACUUCUAUAUAAAAAUUUUUUUGUGAAAUAGACCAGAAUCAGGGUCAUAAUCUAUGACCAUUCGCCACGUGGUCUUUUUGAAAUAAAUAAAGAGAGCACAUAAUUGUUCAGUAUUUUUGGUAGAGAUCAAGAAAAAAGUGGAGAAAUGGCUUCUUUAAUGACUCAACGUUGGUGAGGUCGAGGAGCAGGUGCUAGAAUCGGUGAAAACUUAAGCCUGCAUCUCCUCUUUGUACGAUUCCUUUUUUUUUGUAUUAGUUUAACAUUUGAUUUGAGCUUUACACACAUUGCUUAUAUUUAUGCCAAGCAAGAUUUGCAUAUAUAAGUUAAAACAGUUUAGUGCCUAGAGUAAUGAAAGUUUUUUUUUUUUUUUCAAAUCUCUGUGUUUCUGCAUUUUACAAGGUUUUGUAUAGGUAUCAUGUACUGAAAUGUGUUUACGGGCUUGCCAUUAGGAGCAGGGGUGUCCACAUCAGCCUAAAUGUGGUGCACUCGCCCCUCUCUUAUGAAAAGAACUGCUGAUGCUACUUUCCAAAGGCCUUGUGACCAGCAGCGCCUGGGGAAACAUCGAUGUUGUCUGUACCGCUGUGCUGUGUGCUCCAUUUGUAAAAGCUGUGCAAUUAGGGCAAAUGAUUGUUGCUGAUCAUUUUUGGGUUCGUGCCAUGUGUCCUGAAGUGUCAUUCUCUUUGCAGACAUUUUACAUACAUAGUGGGAAAGCACCUUCACUCACUGUGUGUUCAUCUUCUGCCAUAGUUGACCUGUUUAGCAAGCUUGCCAUUUCAGAUCAUAUUUAGUAGUUCAAUGGUGUUGGGCUCCUAGAUACAGGACAUCUGGAGCAGCUUGCUGUCUCCCUGUUUGUUUUUCUUUCUUUUGCUGUUAGUGUACAUUUAUACUCAGUUUAUAGAAGCUGUUGUCUUUUAGCAUCAGACUGAGUUAAGUAAUGUGGAGUUAAAAAACCUUGACAAAAAAUCAACUUCAUUCACUUAUGUGGAUAUUGUAAUAACCUGAAAACAGUUCUAGGCAGCCCAUUUAUUUUUAUAACACACUAUGGGCAUAUUUCAAUAGUCAAUUUUUUAUCUGUGCAUCAGUUUGAAAAAAUGUACAUGAAAAAAGAUGUCUAGCUUGUAGUUUAUAUAUGUAAAUAUUUUUCUAUGUUGCUCUAGUUUUUUGUAGAAACAUUUGCGAGCAUUUUUCUGAAGAAGCUGUCUUUUUUCUAGUUUUACAUUUUACCCAAUUAACACACUCCAAAGAUGUAUGCAUUGCACAGCUCUCUGCAGCAAUAUUGUAGAUAAUGAAUGGCUCGCUUUUUUGUUGCUAUUCAUUUCAGAAUCAGAAGCUAUUUGAAGCUUCGUGCUUUAUUGAGCACAAUACAGUUGAAAGUUGUUCACAUUGGAAUGCAAAUGAAGUCAUUCGAGGUACACUAGUAGAACCUUGCUGCUAUAUUUCAACGGAAGAUGUAAUAGAAUUUUCUUAGCUAAGCAUGUUUUUUUUAAGCCACUUAGGCAACUAAAUGUGCCAGAAGCCCAUGACGAACACAUUUAAUGGUGUUUUUUUUUUUUUGCUUGUUCGAAAUUUCGGUACUCUUUCUGCAGACAUAUGUUAUGGCUUUUUGAAAAGAGAGCUUUUCAUCACAAGCACCACGAAUCUGUUCUACUUUCUACACAUGUGGGAAACACUAAAGCUCAACAAAUCCUGCAACGGCCUGAGGAAAAAUCACUGGUCCAGUUGCUUCUUUCUGGCCACUGUUAUUGCUGUUAAAACUUCAUCUCCUUGCAUUUUAACAUUUCUGCCUCCCUUAAAGUCAUGCAUUUGGGUGUCGCCAAUUUUCAUAUAAUUGAGCACACUUAUGCUGCUUUGUGAUAGACGAUAUGUGCAAGAGGCUUUUUCACACUGGCCUUUAAAACUAUGUUUGAGAGAAUUGUUACACUUGGGUUGGGGAUUGUUUCAUGGUCAAAUAAAGCAUGCAGGUAUUUUAUGCUAAAACACUAAAUCUUCAGGUUCACUUAGCUGUGUUUAUAUUUUGGUCGACAGGAAAUUACUAUUUUUCUAAAAUUUCAGAUAUAUGACAGACUUUUGCACAUAAUGUAGUAUGUAUUAUAAUUUUUUUAAAGAAUUAAUUACCAUAACUUCUAAUAAACUAUUAAUAAAUAAUUUUAAAAAAUGGUUAUAAAAACAAUAUCUUCGUAGCCUCUUCUAGAUAUAAACUACAAAAAUUUGUAUAUCACCGUUUAGUGAAAUUCUGGGAAUUGUGUUGCCAGGAUCAUAGCUAGUGGUAAGAAAAAAUGACAAUAAAAAUAGUAACUAUUUUUAGAUAUCUCAAUUACUUAUUAUGCACCUGUGAACUUUUAAAUUUACAUGUAGUAUUAGCAAGGUUCUACUUUUGCUAUACAGAACUUUGAAAAUUUAAUAACAUGUGCAUUAGAGUUAGUGUCAUGCAUCUUAACUACUUAAAUGGAGUUGUGGAAAACAAUAGUCAUGUAGACGUAUCUUUUUUUAUUUACCUUUGUGUCAGUAACCUUGUUUGUCUGUUGUUUACGCUUCAAGUUGGUCUUAUAACGCACAUUUAGAAGUCCCAUAGCUUUUUAGAGCUCUGGGGCGGUGUUGGGGUUAUUUAUCACUUGUUUUGCUCCUGCUUGUACCUAGUACACGGGCAUUGACGCACAGAUAGCACCAGUAGCUUAUUUACUGGUUGUACCAUCGCACAAUUUAAUUUAUUAUAGCAAGCGAGAAUAGCUGUGUAAGCUAAAGUUUAGGUUGUUGCAAAGCAGCAAAACUAUUGCUUUUUAUUGAAUCAUGGAGACGAAACACACUGCAUUUGUGAAAGCAAUAAAGAUGAAGACUUGAUGAUAGGCUAGAAGGCAUGAAUGAUGUGAUUUCAUCUACAGUUUAGAAUACACAGUUUUAAUGUUGCAAUGUUUUUUCAAGACUGGUAUGUCAUACCUAUCUUUCUUUGAUGCAUAGCUGUUAUUUUUUUAUACUUUUGCUGUUUCAUAUAAUCGUAGGUACACUUUUGUGCACUGUAAUUAGAAUUUAAUUAGAGAAAAAGUUCUCCAGACAUUUUUUAGAGGACUUGAUUGUGGAACGAGAGGGCUCUGUUUAUAUAACACAUAUCAACAUCUACAAUUGUCUUCACUUCUCUCGCUGUGUUUUCUUUACUGAAAUGAACAGUUUAGAGUUAGAAAACUGUCUCAAAUCUUGAUACACAUAUGUGGCAUAAAAAAAUUCUGCUGCAACAAAGUCGAAUAUCUUUCUUUCAUUUUUGUUGUAAUUACAAGUGAAAUUUAUUGUGCACUGCAAUUACCAAUAGAGUUACAUACUUUGUGAUAAGAGACAGAAUGUGCUACAUUUGCUGGCUACGUUGAUCGAAAUUCGUUGUAGGGUGGCAUUUUCUGGAAUUUCAGUGUAAUAUACUGUUUUCUGGCAAGUUAACACACCUGGGCCUCUCAAGUUUGGUUGGAUUAUAAUUUUGUCGGGCUGAGAAAAUUUGUUAAAGAGGCAACUGACUCAUUAUUACUUGCAGAAACUGUUCGCAGAUGUCCAAGAAGCAUUUCAAAUGUGGACUUACCUUAGUGCUGUCUCCCGUGGGAUUAGGGGAGAUGAUGAUGGCAAACAAUUUUCGCAUAGUCGAUGAGUACCACUUUGUUUCUUUCUUUUGCCAUUAAUUUUAAGGUGAUUUAAAACAACUAUAGGGACCUGUAACAUAGCGACGUAUGUUUUUUUGUAGUAGGGCCAGUGAUGUGAUAGCCAACAUUUGCUGAAAUUUUCAAAUACAGUACAUCAUUUUCGAUUCAUAUACAGUCAAACCUCUUUGUAAGAGACACUGAUAUAAGAGACAAAUGGGUUUAAGAAACGCCACUGUGCCUACAGUAAAAAACAGGUUGAUAAGAAAAUGCAUAUGAGGUACCCUGCUUAUAAGACACAUCUUGUAUACAAAACAAGAAUUGCUGCUCGGAGUAUGCCUUUUAUAAAGGGGUUUAACUGUAUGAGCUGGCUGCCCUUCGCUGCUUGUAUUUCCCCUGGCAUACUCUGCACUUGAUUUACUGGCGCUUCAAUCAACAGUGAACAUAGAACAGCUGGUGGAAUUUUCGCACAUGCUAUUACAUUGCAGAGAACCCAUGUGAUUAGUUCUUUGACAUAGAGCUUCCCAUCUAAUGUUGAAAAAAAAAAAAGCAAACACACACACUACUGUUGAGCAGCUGUUGCUGUAGUCUGAGACAGCUCAAGAAUUUAAGGGGAGCAAUGAGGUUCUUGUGCAGAGCAUAUUGGGCUCUCCACAUGCUCUACAUGUGCGUAGUUUUCAGAAAACGGCCCUGCUAUGCUCCUGCGCGGUAAGAGUUACUAUACUAGAUUGUAACAAAGUUCCAGUCAGAGUUCCAUGUCUAAAUGCACCAUGAAGUGGCACGGUGAGCCACUUGGCUGAUCAGCAGGUGGCCUUGCUUGUGUACUGAACACUUGUGGUGCCAUAUGUCAAACCAUUCAUUAGCCGCACAAGAUAUUGUUAUUACUUCUGCAUGGACCUUCUGCCAGUGUGGUAUAUAUUGGAUAAAGAUGGACAUUAUAAUAAUCUCCAUCGGAAAUGUGUACCUCGUACAUAUUUCGGACAAGAAAGGGCAUGUAUGCAUGUACACACUUGUUCACUGUUAAGUGGUCGCAUAGAGCUGCAGCAGCUUUGUGAAAGCUUUUAAGCCUGAAAAUUUCAGUGUUGUGAAAGGUUUGAUUUAUGGCACAUAUGCCGACAUGAAAAGAGAAAAAACUUUUUUGAUGGGUAUAUAUUUUGUGUGUUACUUAAUAGACCCCUGACACCAAAAUACAGACCUCAAGAUGUUCAGGUUGUUCGAUUGCCCAGUAUAUGAGAGCCCUGCCGACCGUUUAUUAAAGGGGGACAUAAGUCUUAAAAUAUUUAAAAUUUGUUUUAAAGUAAGCGUGAAUGCUCAUCUGAGUGUGCAGCACCUCACUAAAUCGCCAUUGGUAAACAUGUAGGUCGAAACCCCUUGUGAUGUUCCACUAGUCAAGUGUGUAUUGUCAACGCCACAGAAAAUUUGCAGGGCACACACAUACCAUGACUGGCACCUGGUCAGGGCUAUUGUUUCUCACUUCUUUCACUCUGUUGCUGGGCUGCUUAGGCCAGAAAUGCUUUUUAUUUUCUUAGGGGACACGAGAUAACAGGCUUAACAUAUUGAAGUACCUACAUAGUUUCAUUCUUUACUGCGCACAGGGUGCCAGUUUGAAAACUGCACGUUUUCAACGACACCAAAGCUUGAGUGCACAUGGUUUCAGGCACUCCCCCACUGUUGGGCUCUAGUUUAUGUGUUUAGGUGGGCAUGUCAAAAUGAUGCAAAAUUGGUCACAAUUAACGAUGUUGGCAAUAAUUUGGGACCAAAUCAGUCUCUUCCCCAGAGGGUGACUGCGUUGGUCAUGGCAGCAUUGACUGCAUCUUCUUAGAAACGGCACGGCGUUGCUCCCAUGACCAACACAACACAGUCUCGCCCCCUACGGAAGAGUCUGCAUCGGUCCAAAAACAAGCUAUCUACGAACUUGGCUGGAGUCAUUUCAACUUUCUUAAUUUUCUACCGAGCCAGACAGAUGCCCGUCAGAAAUGCUUACAUUCAAAGCUACAAAUUACAGUAAAGUUGCAAACAAAAUUUUGCUGUCAGAGUUCUUUAGGUCAGUUUGGCUGACUGAUGACUUAAUGCCAAUUUCCUUUGAGGCUUAUUUGCCAAUGAAUUUUUAGUGUACCACUCAUCACAAGCUUUUUAUCGUUUACCAUUUUACCACUCCUAGAAAGCAAAAUGGGCACCCUGUGUGCUUUGAAAAAUGUCAUCCAAAAAACCUUGAUUAGUGGGAAUUGAAAGGAGGUAAUUUCAGCCUUUCGACCAUGCAGCAGAAACUUAAUGAGAAGUUGUCCUAAAUUGAGACAGUUUUCUUUCUCAGUGUUUCUAUCUGUGACGAGUGUUUGUUUAACAUUUGACAAAUGUUAUCCAUUCAGUUGAUUUUCACAUUUCUAGUAUAUCUUAGGAUCUUGACAAUUUAUGUUAUUGUAAGCGAUGUAUCACUUUUUUUGUGCUUUUACAAAAUGUAAUUUUCUACAGUCCUGUUUGGCAGAUGAAUUGUUCCAAUAAGGUUUUGUUUAUUUCUAAUAUUGUUUUCAUAGUUGAACCAGGAAGCCACACUCCACAGCUCUACAAAUAAACUCUUAGCCUGUGGAUUUUGCUCACAUACCUGAUAAGAUGCAUGGAUAGGCUGGGCUAUUGUACACAAUAACUGUACCUUCACACUAUUGCAAAUGUGCCAUACUGAGUGAUGUAUAUUAUGCAUGGUAUGCUUUCUUUCCUUCUUUCUCAUGAGAGCUGGGCAUAGUGUCGCAAGGGGUUUCAUGUUAUUUAACUGUAUAGCUUUAAUGUGAAUGGCAGCAAACUAAGUGGUGUGCUGGGAUUAUUCAAUUUUCCAGCAGCUAGUGCCUGAAGGCGUGAAUCCAGUCUUCUGCCUCUUUUGAGCGAGCAUGUUGGCAACAUGGCAUGCGCAGUGCUAUCAGUGAUGGUGCGUAUAAUUUGCUAAUAAACAGAUGCAAGGAAUCGCAGCUCAUUGCCCUUAAUGGCAAGGCAAAAGCGAUAUGCUGCAUCUUCCUGCUGGGUGCGCUGAUGACCCCGCAUUCACCAACAAACCACUAGUCUUUCAGGGUGACAUUUGCGACAGAAGUGCCAUGCAUUGAACUGCCAGUGAAGCUGUUUUAUGUGCCUCAUCUUUUGCCCUUCCUCUGUGACGCCCUCCUCCUGUGUACCAAGUCCUGUCUGUUCUUGACUUGUGAUGCUGUCAGUCAAUCGGGAUGUCCACAGGACCAUUACUUCGUCUAGCUUCACAUUGUUUUAUUAUUUUAUUGCAUGGUGCUAGCACAAGCUCUUUGUAUUGAGAACUCGAGGCAAUAGGAAUUCUUUGUGUUAAUUUUAAUGCAUGUUGUUUGCUGCUUAUUGCAGAAGUGUUUGUAAUGGAAAAUGUUGUUUCUUUUCUUUUUCUUUUCAGGCAGAGUGAUAAAUUAAUACUUGGUGAUUUCUGUUUGUCUGUCUCAGGGUAGAUUGUGCAGCUUAAUAGAAUUUGUGUUACCUUACUACUAUUAUCAGAGUCCUUCAAUACUUUCACUGGUCAUGAAGCUUCGGCGAAAGUUCGAUAUAGAAACAGGAGCAACCACUAGGAGCGCCCUCGCCCACGACAGGGCAUCGGAGCGGCCGCUGCGCUGCAAUCGUACGGCACGUGACAGAGCUGUGAAACAUUAUUAAAAGGCCAGUCAAGAGGCUCCGACUUUUUUUUUACACCCCCCAAACAAGCUCGCGCAUCUUUCCUACGCUUGAACAACUUCUUUCCAUGCGCAGUGACUUUAACUCGGCGAUCGGUGACGUGAUGCAGCACGCAGCUCAUCGAUUGGUCUAAACCAGGUCUCAACAAACAGUAAUGAAGUCAACGUCGCCGUUUGCCCAGUUGACAUCACUGCCCGUGGAAGAAAUUUGGUCAAGCGUAGGAAGGAUGCGUGAGCCUAUUUGGCAGUGUAAAAAAAAAAAAGUCGGAGCCUUUUGACUGGCCCUUUAAAUGCAGCUGUGAAGGUUGAAUACAUCUUCAAAGUGACAUGAGCUUCAAGGAAAUUUGGGAAAGCUCUAAUACAGUGAAAUUGAGCGUCGAAGAAAGCCUUGAGACUAGAAAUUCGACGGCAUGCUGAUUCCACUGUAAGAUAUGCUACCGCUAUAAAAGCAUGCUUUUUUUUCUUGAAGCAUGUAGAGGUUGCAACCUUUGACAGCGCAUAUCUAAUCUUUCAGGCUAUAUAAACAUUUGGUGUUUCUAUAUGAAGAUAUAUAGAUGUUAAAACUGCCUCCUAUUUGCUAAACCAACUGCCACUUUGAAUGAAUCACUGCUCUGAAUUUAGCAAAGGACAAGGAUCAAGCAAUACUUCAUAUGACGUUUGCCACAUUGUCGUGUUUUGUUUUGCGUUGAUUUAUCACUACAGUGCCAUAGCACAUUCCAAGUUCGGUUGGCCAUGCAAUGUAGUUUCCCAGUCCUUUACUCUGCUGUGUAGCUUACUCAUACUGUGUUUUCCCGGUCUUUCUUUAUUGUCUUCACUGUUAAAGCGAAAGCCUUACAUGCUUCCUCAAACGUAAAAAUUGACUGACUGUGUCCCGCACCGGCAUCGUCAACAUGGGACACAAGAAGUUAUCUUCUAGCGCUCAUGAUGCAUUGAUAUCGAAAAUUGACUUUAACUUGCGCAAGUAUUUUACAGCAUUUCGGUGCAACCUCUCUUACACCAUCACCCUAGCAAACGUCUAUUGCUGGCGCUGAAGUCUCUGUUCCAUGAAACGGAUAUGUGCUUUGUAUUUUUCAAGCUGUGAGGAGCUGCAUGUAGCUCCGCCUGUUUGGAAUAUCAUCUCUAGACUUUUGGUAAUCUCAGUGCCUGUAUAACAAAAACGGUGAGCGUUUCACUCAUCGGGCUUCUCUAUUACUUACUGGCAUGGAACGAGAAAGAGGCGGCCAGUAUGCUCACCUUCAUUGAAUGCGUCAUUAUCCAUUGUAGCUAUGUCAAAAGUUCUUAUGCACAGUGUCAAUGCAGCCACAGUAUCCAGCUCAGCUAAUGCUUCCCGUCAGCGCUUGGUAGGCGGGCGAGCUCUGCAUCUUUUUGCACUAUAAAAAUACGCCAUGAGCCCGUGAAAAAUCCUCGGCAUAGCAUCGGCAAAGGUUCGGGGACGUCGCGUGUUGACAUCACAACACCUUGAUUAGCCACUGGUCCAUGCGAACGAUGUCGCUCUCAUUGAAGUGCUUUUCGCACACGCACACAUUCUGGGAAUCAAAUGUCAAACCACCGGUGUCUUGUCGCGGCAUUGUGCACUUUCACUUUUCCUGUCGUUCACUGCAUGCAGGCAGCGAGAACUUAGAGACUUUAUCGUCAUUUGUUUUGUAAUUGGAUCGACAACCAGGUACACGGCAGGUAUACGGCAUCCUUCCCAAUCUUUAGGCGCAACACACUAGGCUCAAUAGUAAUCAUAUGUUGAACACAGCGAUAUGACACGUGACGGUAUUAUGCAUUGACCCCAUAGCAGCACCAGUAGCUAGCUUCCCUCUGCCCUGCGUGGUGAAGCAGCGCCGCCCUGUGGCCUCCGCUCGCAGCGCACAAAUCUCUCCCACAGAGUUACGAUGAAGCUUCACAACCAAUACAAGCAUUGAAGGACUCUGCUAUUAUUGAUGUGUCUCAUGUCUUAUAGUUGGUCCUGUUGACUUUUGUCUAAAUAUGUGCUGUAGAGAGUCAGAGAAGAGCAUUCAUUAAAAUGCUCCAAAUUGUCCUUAGAUAUGAUGCUAUGAAAUGAACAAAAAACUAUUUUUAAAAGAAAGUGAUAUUGGUUUAAAACCUGCUUGGCUAUUGUUUUCUUUUUUGUUUAUAAAGCAAAUUAAUGUCUGCGUGAAAGCAAAAAAAAAAGAAGAGAUCAAGAAUUUUUUGUUCUUUCCUCUGGCUUGGAAGUGCUAGCCACAGCAGUUGUAUGAAAUCCUGCCUGCACAAAUGCCACCCAUCUGAGUUUCUACUCGCAGUAUUUUUUGGGAAUGCUAUUGUUCUUAUAUUUAUACACUUGUCGUAAUUACUACUUAAUAAGUGUCUGCAGAUGUAUUGUGUGUCAUUAGGCAACUUGUGGUACGAGAAAAGCACUCCUGGCACCAGCUGGCCCAGGCCCCGUGCCAGACGCAUCUUCUUUCUCACAUUGCCGUCCCAGUGAAGAAACAAGGCAAAGCAUCGUCUCGACUGUUUAUUCAAAAGUUUGCGCACAUGCUAAAAGUUAAAUGUUUUAGUUUUAUUAAGCUCGCCUGAAUUGCUAAUUAAUUUUGGCUGCUUAUAUUGCUUUGUAUUUUGCACUUUUUGUGUAGUAGCUGUUCUCGUGUAUGUAUAUGUGAGUUUGCAUUAUUUACUGAGCUUAUUGGGUGAAACAGUGCAAAAAGUCUUAACUGGCACAACAGUCUUCUAUGAAACGAUUCUAUUCCUGGCACUUUUCAGCUUCUAGGGGUCUGUUCAGCAGCUAGUGUUCGGACUGCAGUUCUCAUACAGCCUCAUGUUUCAAGCGUGUACAGAAAAUUUACUGUUAUAGCCUCGUAAAUAUACAAUGUUUCCCAUUGUUAUUGUACUUUGUUUAUUCUGUUUCUUUAUUUGCUUUCUGUGAAAGCUUUGUAUGCUAGAAACCUGUAAGAAAUGAAAUAUGUGCAUAUUGUACAUUACACUUUACACGUGUUUGCUAUAAUUUGGAGCAUUUAGUCUCGCUUUGUGUACAAUGUAUAUGUACUGAAUUGCUGCAAAAUUUGUUAUCGUGAAGCCAUGAACACCUAUGUUCCCUGUGUUCACUAGUUACAUUACCCACAAUAAAAGUGAAAGCAGUUGA
Messenger RNA from Rhipicephalus microplus (southern cattle tick), 13530 nucleotides. It is a transcript of the gene sfl, whose product is annotated as N-deacetylase and N-sulfotransferase sfl. Gene Ontology annotation, cellular component: Golgi apparatus. NCBI's taxonomy places the organism in Eukaryota, Metazoa, Arthropoda, Arachnida, Ixodida, Ixodidae. Gene Ontology annotation, molecular function: heparan sulfate N-sulfotransferase activity; deacetylase activity; hydrolase activity. The record is from RefSeq and is a predicted model, not a curated record.